Messenger RNA from Lodderomyces parapsilosis, 978 nucleotides. Its product is annotated as ubiquitin-protein ligase peroxin 10. The transcript has 2 exons. Gene Ontology annotation, molecular function: zinc ion binding. The record is from RefSeq and is a predicted model, not a curated record. The coding region runs from base 1 to 978 and encodes 325 amino acids. Gene Ontology annotation, cellular component: peroxisomal membrane. Gene Ontology annotation, biological process: protein import into peroxisome matrix. NCBI's taxonomy places the organism in Eukaryota, Fungi, Ascomycota, Pichiomycetes, Serinales, Debaryomycetaceae.
AUGAGUAAUAGUAGACAGUUACCCUUUGCUGAUGCAGCUACCAUAGUUAGGGCACAUCAAAAGGAUGCCUAUUUUGAGUCUUCAUAUAGAAGUCAACUUCAAGAUUUGAUCCAAAUGAUCAAGGGUCAAAGGUUUAUUAAUGCCCAUCCAGAAGAGAUCACAGUAUUUGCCAAAGCCAUUUACUUGGCACUCACGACACUAAUUGGAGCUAGAACAUUAGGUGAGGAAUAUGUGGAUUUGAUAUAUGUGAAUCGAUCAGGAAAGAAGUUGCCCCGAUUUCUACCGAGACUAGGUUUCAUAGUGGCAUACGCAUUGAUUCCAUACAUUGUCAACAAAACAAUCAAGUAUGUUCAAUUAAAGAAGGAAAAGAAUCUCGAAGACGGUAAAAAGGCAGACUCGUGGUUAAUGAAAUUUUUAUCGAGCUAUACUGAUGUCUUGGACACAUUAUUGAAUCUCCAUAUUGCCAUUUUUUAUUUCAAAGGUGAAUUUUAUUCAUUAUCAAAGAGACUAUUUGGUCUUCGUUAUGCAUUUGGCCAUCACAAAGAGCCAGAAAAGAUGCAACGUGGCAAUUAUUCGCUUCUUGGUGCUUUAAUGGUUAUACAAAUUGCUGUCAAAUCGCUCAUAAAUUUGAAAGAGUACAGUGAUGAGUAUAUCAACAAGGAGGAUACCAGCAAAGAGAAAUCAGUCGCGACUGAUGAAAGUGACGCAAAAAUCACUAGUAUCACCCAGUUGAGUCAAUUGAGUAACAACUUUGAUUCCAAGUAUUUGAUCGAUUUAAAUGAUGAAUCGCAAUUGCCAUACUUACAAAAUGAAUCACGAAAUUGUAUGUUGUGCUUAUCGCCUAUGGUAACUCCAUCGGCUGCAAAUUGUGGUCAUUUGUAUUGUUGGGAUUGCAUAGUUGACUGGAUAAGGGAGAAUCCGGAAUGUCCGUUAUGUAGACAACAGUGUUUAGAACAACACUUGUUACCUUUGAAGUAG